This is a messenger RNA of Leptidea sinapis, 1657 nucleotides long. It is a transcript of the gene Pgk, whose product is annotated as phosphoglycerate kinase. Gene Ontology annotation, cellular component: cytosol. The record is from RefSeq and is a predicted model, not a curated record. Lineage: Eukaryota; Metazoa; Arthropoda; Insecta; Lepidoptera; Pieridae. Gene Ontology annotation, molecular function: ADP binding; ATP binding; phosphoglycerate kinase activity. The transcript has 10 exons. Gene Ontology annotation, biological process: gluconeogenesis; glycolytic process. Bases 110 to 1357 code for a protein of 415 amino acids.
GUCAAAUUCAUAUUUCAUAGUUCAUACAGUUUGGAUUUUCGAUAAAAAGCCGCAUUAUUUACAAUAUUAAAUACAGUAAAAUACAAAUUUAUUGAAAUUUUUUACAGAAAUGGCUCUUAACAAGCUAAGUAUUGAUGCUAUUAACUUAAGUGGGAAACGUGUUCUAAUGAGAGUGGAUUUUAAUGUUCCCUUAAAAGAUGGAGUCAUUACAAACAACCAACGCAUCGUUGCUGCAUUGGAUUCAGUCAAGUAUGCCUUGGAAAAGGGUGCUAAGUCGGUCGUCCUCAUGUCCCAUCUUGGACGGCCAGAUGGACAGGCGAAUCCAAAAUACACUCUUAAACCCGUUGCUGAAGAGUUAAAAAAGCUUUUAAACAGAGAUGUACAGUUCCUUCCAGACUGUGUAGGUGCUGAAGUUGAGGCUGUCUGUGCAGAUCCAUCAAUGGGCUCUAUCAUAUUAUUAGAAAAUCUGCGUUAUCAUAUUGAAGAAGAAGGCAAAGGUGUAGACGCAAGUGGCGCUAAAGUUAAAGCAGAUCCCGAAAAGGUGAAGGCAUUCAGAGCCAGCCUAAGGAAGUUAGGAGAUAUUUAUAUCAAUGAUGCAUUUGGUACUGCACACAGAGCUCAUAGCUCAAUGAUGGGUGAUGGAUUUGACCAAAGAGCAAGUGGUUUCUUGUUGAAGAAGGAAUUGCAGUACUUUGCCAAAGCAUUGCAUGAACCUGAGAGACCUUUCCUAGCAAUUUUGGGAGGGGCUAAAGUGGCUGACAAAAUUUUAUUGAUUGAGAACUUACUCGAUAAAGUGAAUGAGAUGAUUAUUGGUGGUGGAAUGGCUUACACCUUUUUAAAGGAAACAAAAGGAAUGCCUAUUGGCAACUCUUUGUAUGAUGCUGAGGGAGCUAAAAUUGUUGGAAAGUUGUUAGAGAAGGCGGCUAAGAACAAUGUGAAAGUACACUUACCUGUAGACUUUGUCACUGCUGAUAAGUUCGAUGAGAAUGCUCAGGCCGGUACAGCUGAUGUUGAUUCAGGAAUUCCAGAUGGCUGGAUGGGUCUUGACGUUGGUCCCAAGUCCAGAGAAUUAUUUGAGGAACCCAUUGCCAGGGCUAAAGUGAUUGUGUGGAAUGGACCAGCAGGCGUGUUCGAGUUUGAGAAGUUCGCGGGAGGAACCCGUGCUCUGAUGGACGCUGUUGUAAAAGCAACCAACAAUGGCACAGUCACUAUUAUCGGUGGUGGUGAUACAGCGACGUGUUGCGCCAAGUGGGGCACCGAAGACAAAGUAAGCCAUGUGUCUACUGGUGGUGGCGCCUCUCUUGAGCUCUUGGAAGGUAAAGUACUUCCCGGUGUGGCAGCCCUAAGCGACGCAUAAGCUUUCGUUUCAUUAGUAUCGCACAAUUUAGAGACGAUAAUAUUAACCGACAAUGUUACUAGUCCAAAUUAUUGUAAACUUAUAUAAUAUUUAUUAGGCUACACUACAUUACUGUAUAGAUAGGUUGUAUAACUUAUCAUACAUUUGUCAUGUGUUAGUAUGUACCUACCUAAUAUGCUGAAAUUAUUCAAAUAUGAUUUUAUUUCUUAUUGAAAAUAAGAGAUUUGCGUAAUUGUAGCAACUUAAGCGUGUGUUUGAAUAGAUGAUUUAUAAUUGUUAAGAAUAAAUGUUGUAAUCUCA